AAAUCCUUUGGUCACUUUGGUGUUUGUAAACAUAGACACGUUGGAAAUCUUCCACACUAUUAUGUGAAUAUUUUUCCUGCAGUAGAGGCAAGUUAAGGCUUCUGAUAAUGGAGGUGGACGACCUUCACUCUCAAGAGCCAGAGAUCGAGAUGGAAGGUAGCAAGCGGGAAGGCACCAAGCGAGGCAGGAAGCCAGGACGAAAAGCCAAAUCUGAUAUGAAGGCCAAACUUGAACGCAGCCGGCAGAGUGCAAGAGAAUGCCGUGCUCGUAAAAAGUUGCGUUAUCAGUAUUUGGAGGAGCUGGUAGCUAAUAGAGAGAAAGCCGUUUUUGCAUUACAUCGUGAAUUGGACCAGUAUCGUCAGUGGGCAAAAGAUAUUGACGAAGGAAAAAUUCCUGAAGGCUUGUUGAAACUGAUUGAAGAAGAAAAGAUUAAGAAGUCUGAAAAUGAAUGAAUACAGAUCUAAGAUAAGAAAUUAGUAUACUGUAUUGUAUCUGGAGAUGUAGAGCAAAGAGAAUUUGAGAAUUUUAAAGUUGCCAUAAACUGUGGAGGGGCAAGAGUUUAUUGAGAAUAUAAUGUGCUAUUUUCUAGACAAGUGGCUUACCGAUUUGUAUUCAGCAUUUAUCAGUAAGACGAAAUUGGGUCAUUGAAAGAAUUCAAAUUUCUUGUAUCCCAACAUUGUUGCCUUCCUAGCUUGCUGCCGUCAGAUGGUCUCGAUGCUGACUCGUUACUUUUUAUUUGGUGAUAAAUUUCAUUCAUAUCAUAACAAUCAUGUGUUCAUUUAUUCCAUUACUUCAUUGUUUUCUCUAGUAUCAUAACUCAUUAUAUUUCCUUAGGAUUGGUUUGUUGGUGACCAAUCAGAAAAAUCAUUUUAAAUUGCAAUUAUUUCAUAUUAUAAAAAUAUUUAUGUAUUAAUAAAAGUGAAAACAAGA
Messenger RNA from Procambarus clarkii (red swamp crayfish), 930 nucleotides. The record is from RefSeq and is a predicted model, not a curated record. NCBI's taxonomy places the organism in Eukaryota, Metazoa, Arthropoda, Malacostraca, Decapoda, Cambaridae.